AUAAUGGUUGCUCUCUUGUAACAAAAAAAGUGACUGACAUCAGUAGAGAUACGACGAACCUGUUAAAAUCACUUUGAGAAUACUAUCAUUCUGAAGUUACUUUUUGCUGCAUUUUUUAAAGUUUGAUUACCCACAUUUGAACCGUCAGGUGAAAAAAGCCAUGUCACAAAGAGAUGGACCCAUGGCUGACUGGUUAAACACAUGGGAACGUAACACGAAUGCAGGGGACAAUCCAGGAGGUGGAAGAAUCACCUUAAAUAAUGAUAAAGAAUUAAGUGAUUUACUUGACUUUAGUGCGAUGUUCACUCCUCCAGCUAAUAACACUGGAAUAUCUAGAGUUAACCCUAGUUCGCCUUCUACUCAACAAAACACAACUGGUCCUGUUACAGCUGUGUCAAGGCCAGGUUUAGAUGAACCUUGGACAACAUAUGAUUCAAGGCCAUUCGAUGGUAGUGCUGCAGGACCAUUAUUCGGACAAGAUGACACAGAACUUAUUGCAAACUCACGGAAAGCUCUUUCUACUUCAACGUCUUACAGUCCUUCUUCGACUAAAAAAGAUCCAUUUUCGUCAAUGCUGUUUUCCAAUAGUGGGCAGCCUUUAGGUCCAUACCCUGGUGGUGGUAGUAAUAGUGACAGCAGUAACAAUCCCGAAGCUGGUAUGAGCAGUCCAGAAUGGAGGCGGUACAAACAAACAAGCAAGAAUCAACCUCCUCCACAUAUUCGUUCUGUUUAUUCUCCAACGUCUGAAGACAUGAUACCAGGCGAACCUCCUUUGCAAUACCCAUCACCGAAAGGUGGCAUAUAUUCCAGUGAUUACUAUAUGGAACACGGAUCUCCAGAUCCUUGGGGAAAUCAUAUGACUAGUUCCAGACCUCCAGCUCCCACAAUAACUGGUUCAUAUUCCACUAUUCCUCCAGACCUAGGCUACCCACCAAUGGAUGGUCAUGACUCACGCCUCCCUCCUUCUUUACCUCCUAUGUCUUCUUUUCGUCAGCCUGGUAGUACACAGCCAGCCGAUUCUUCAGCGCAGUACAUGCAGCCAUCUCCGACAUUACACGCAGCACCUUCACGUGCAACGGAUUCAAACAAUCCUGGUAGUGGCACACAAACUGCUGAUGCGCUUGGAAAGGCUCUGGCUUCGAUGUAUUCCACUGAUACGCCAGUGAGCUACUCCUCAAAUCCGUCAACACCUGUCGCUUCUCCGCCUCCUCUCAUCAGCGAUCGUUCUGGCACUGCUGCAUCUUUACAUUCAAAUAUCGCAUGGGCUAACCCUCCUCCACAAACUAAUCACUCUCCUCCGUAUGAUAAUAUGCAGCAACUGAAUCGCAUGCAAGAAAGUUUAGAUGACGCUAUUUGGGUUUUAAAAAGUCAUGCUGAGAGUUCGGCAAGAAACCAAGGAGGUUACCAUGGAGCGCUUCAUUACCCACAAGCUCUCACAGAUCAACUUCAGAAUGCAUCCAUUGAAAACAGUGCAGUUCUUGAGCAUGCUGGACAUCUUUUGCAGAAUUUAAACAUACCUCGCCCUGAAUCCGGAAUGCUAGCUGCCGAGAAAAAAACAAAAACGAAAUCCGAAAAGGCUAAAAAGCGACCUAAGAUCGAACGCGAAAGCGAUCUUUUGGGAGAGGAUGACGAAGAAGAAAUCGACGAGAAAACGGGCGAACCAAAAGUCGUACGUGAAUCCGAAAGAAGACAUGCAAACAACGCGAGAGAAAGAAUCCGAGUUCGGGAUAUAAAUGAAGCAUUUAAGGAACUUGGUCGAAUGUGUUCUUUACACCUAAAGAAUGAAAACCCGCAGACAAAACUUACCAUUCUUCACCAAGCAGUCACAAUCAUCACAAGUUUAGAAUCCCAAGUUCGAGAUCGCAAUUUAAAUCCAAAAGCCGCCUGUUUAAAGAGGCGGGGUGAUGACGAGAAGAUGCACGAAGACGACAAACGUAUGAAUUUGGGCGGUCUUGUAGAGGGCGGAAAACGAGGGGGUAGACGCCCGCAACAAGUUAGACGGUCAGGUUUCCCUCCAGAUCCGCUUGAUGGCUCAAGUGGUUUGAUGCAAGACUCUGGGAUUUUCAGUCAUUAAAAUACACAGUCGCAAACAUAGAGGGAAAAUACGGGGCGUAACUCGCAACCAGUCAGUAUUGAUUUUUUGUUAAUAUGGAAUUGCCAAGGCUGUGUAAAAUAGCUAUUAUAUUUGGAAGAUAUAUUUACUGAUUAAUCGAGACCGUUACGAUUCAUCACCUGGUGAUGUCAAUACACGCGUGACGGAGAUAAUGAGAACCUAGAAGGAGAUGCGUUAUAUGCACUUUUUCGUAGAUGACAAAAUGACAAUUUUAUGUAGAUAAAGACGAAGGUGAAGUUUUGAGACAGGGCAGUGAUAUUUAUUUUCAGAGGUGUAUAUUUUAUAUAUAAAUUAUAUUUAAUAUUAGUUACGAUUUACAACCUUACAAAAAACUUCACUCUCCGUCGCAGAGUAUACAUAGUUUAAUAAUGUGACGAUAGUAUUUACGUUGUAUAUAUAUGGUAUUAUUUAGCGGUGAAUGCCGUUUGUGCGUUCUUUUCAAAGAUAACUUAAAAAAUA
Molecule: messenger RNA, 2572 nt
Organism: Hydractinia symbiolongicarpus
Lineage: Eukaryota; Metazoa; Cnidaria; Hydrozoa; Anthoathecata; Hydractiniidae
Product: transcription factor 12-like
Exons: 20
Coding region: 161-2074 (637 amino acids)
Biological process (GO): regulation of transcription by RNA polymerase II
Cellular component (GO): transcription regulator complex
Molecular function (GO): RNA polymerase II cis-regulatory region sequence-specific DNA binding; protein dimerization activity; DNA-binding transcription factor activity, RNA polymerase II-specific
Source: RefSeq, a predicted model, not a curated record